Ceratotherium simum simum (southern white rhinoceros) is the source of this 900-nucleotide messenger RNA. RefSeq names its product cilia and flagella associated protein 95 (gene CFAP95). Lineage: Eukaryota; Metazoa; Chordata; Mammalia; Perissodactyla; Rhinocerotidae. Gene Ontology annotation, cellular component: plasma membrane. The record is from RefSeq and is a predicted model, not a curated record.
UGACCCCGCCCCAGGUUGCUUAGGAGAUGAGAGACGCCGAAUCUUCGUAGAUGGCGGCGGCGCGGGGAGCAGGACAGGUGCAGAGGGAACGCCUCUGAGGUCUGUACCUCGAGGGCGGCCAUGGAGAGCUCUGACAGCUCCUGCCAGGACUGGUGCAGCAGUGGGCAACACUGGUUUGAGCUCGGACCCACGGACUUGCUGGAGCGCAAGGGCUCCCUGACCCUCCGCUCCCACCACAAGAAAUACUCGAAACCGGUGUUGGUGUAUUCCUGGCACCGUGACAGAGAAGCUUAUCCCAAAGAUUAUGAUAUAGAAGGUCCCGAGGAAGUGAAAAAACUGUGUAAUUCAACGUAUUGGCGACUUGGAACCGAUGAACCCCCAAUUUGGAUAUCAGAAACACAUGAACAAAUGGCACAAGUUUAUUUAAACAAAGAAUUGGCUGAAGUAAAGAGCAAGACUUUAUUGAAUGAGGAAACAAUGAGCUCUGGGAUUAUUGAAAGGGACACUGGAUUGCCUGCAACAGGCUUUGGAGCUCUCUUUAUUAGACACCCACCAGAUCGGCGCAAAAUGUGUACAUUGACAACAUAUGCUGAAGAAUAUGCUCCACCAUAUGAUUAUCAGCCACUUGAUUAUCCUUGUCAAGAUGAUUAUUCAAUAGUCCACAGAAAAUGUCGUUCUCAGUUCACAGAUCUAAAUGGUUGCAAAAGAUUUGGCAUCAACACUUGGCAUGACGAGAGUGGGAUUUAUGCUAAUUCAUAUGUAAAACAAAAACUCUACCCAUUAACUGGUGGUCCUAUUGUCCCCUUUUAAAAUAAUGUAUGGAAUCAGAUUUUCUAAUAAUGGAUGUAACAGUUGAUGAUUUUCUAUCCUAAUAAAUGCAGUGGAAAUGUUACUAUAGUA